AUAGAUUCAUUCAUAUAAUUUCAGACCAGAAAAGAGAAUUUAGUCAAAAAGAUUCCUGGAGAAUUGUUUUAAGCAAUUCCAGCCAAGCCAGGGAUCGUGUUUUAGGAAAUCACCCAACAGGUGGGAGCAGAACCUCAGAGCAGGGCUGGUAUCAAGAAGGGAUGGAGGCAGAUGAUAAAGGGGAACCACAAGCUUGCCCAGAGCACUCAUUAGAAGCAGUCAGGCAGCUGAUGAUAGAAUAGGAGUUUGAGCAUGACCCAGCACCCAGGGAUAUCCUUUAUCAAAUACAUUAAUUACAAGCUCAGAGGGGCAAGUCCUGCAGUCCCCCAGAUUGUGUGGGAACACUGCUUCUGCUCAUAGUCGAGCAAUAAACACAGCAAGGUGUAGUUUUUGAACAUCAAGAUACCCAGCAGCCAAAGCCAGAAAUGAAAAUGUCAGUCAAGUCUUGAUGGUCUGCCACAGAAAUCAGCUGGAGCUUCAGAAUACCAUGUGAGGUUUGGGAAUGUUCACAUAAAGCCAGUGGUCACUUCCCCCUCUUCUGAGGGUUGCACAAAGACCAGUGCAGCCCGUGUGGCUUUCUCUCAGCCCAAAGCCUCUGGCAGGGCCUGACACUGGCUGUACUUCACCACUGCCAGAGCUCUGAGCAGGUUCUGUGAUAUUCCAACAGCAGCACCUUGUCCUGAACCAUGGGCAGCCAAGCACAGCUCCUCCUUUUGGGUACUCCACCUCCUUCCUUCUCCAAAACGAAUGGGGCCACAAGUAAGCCGUGCUUCUCCAUCCCCAUCUUCCUAGUUUUCUUUCCAUACUCACUUUUCCAUGAUGCAGAUUUUUUAUCCCUUCAUUUUCUUCUCCUUCUGUCUCCUGCUUCCCUCCCUUUCCCCCUCCCCCUGCUUUCUCUCCCUCUGCACUUUGUGAACUGCUGCAGCAGUGCUGAAGUCCAAAGUUCAGUAACUUGCUAAAGCACACAGAUAAAUAUGAACCUUGGAGAAUUUACAUUUGCUCCAAUGUAAACAGAUAGCCAAGGGUCCCUUUAUCAGCACUGGCUGAGGACAGUCGUGGGGGGUCUGAAGUGGCUCAAUUUUGUAUUUUGUUUUUUUUGGGGGGUGUAAAGGCGGGAGGCUGCGCUGUGCCCACUCUCCUGACAGUCGGGCGCGUUACCUCAGGAACAUGGUGUAGGGAAGCUGGAAGCAGGAUAACCCGAAAUUCAAACCCAGGAGACACCAGGCUGAAGACCAUGGUCUCGAAGCUGACUCAUCUCCAAGUGGAGCUGCUGGAAGCGCUGCUGGAGUCGGGGCUGACCAAGGAGACCUUGAUCAAGGCACUGAGCGAAGCGGAACCCUACGGGCUCCAGAGUGAAAGCCAGCGCGCUAUCAAUGCCCUCCAGAGCGAGAAAGGGGAGCCCUGUCCCGACAUCCCCAACCUCCCCAACGGAAUGGGGGAGUCCCGGGUAUCAGAAGAUGAAACCUCAGAUGACGGAGAGGAAUUUACCCCUCCAAUAAUGAAGGAGCUGGAAAACUUGAGCCCUGAGGAGGCUGCUCACCAGAAGGCUGUGGUGGAAAGACUAUUACAAGAGGAUCCCUGGCGAGUAGCAAAGAUGGUGAAGUCUUACCUCCAGCAGCACAACAUCCCUCAGCGUGAGGUGGUGGACACCACUGGUCUGAACCAAUCCCACCUCUCACAACACCUCAACAAGGGCACUCCCAUGAAGACCCAAAAACGGGCAGCCCUGUACACCUGGUAUGUCCGAAAGCAGCGAGAGGUGGCCCAGCAAUUCACACACGCUGGCCAGGGUAUCCUGUCAGACGAGCCCAUGGGAGAUGACCUGCCCACCAAGAAGGGAAGAAGAAACCGCUUUAAGUGGGGUCCUGCCUCACAACAGAUCCUGUUCCAAGCCUAUGAGAGGCAGAAAAACCCCAGCAAAGAAGAGAGGGAGGCACUGGUGGAAGAGUGCAACAGGGCAGAGUGUAUUCAGAGAGGUGUUUCCCCAUCUCAGGCCCAGGGACUGGGCUCAAACCUGGUGACAGAGGUCAGAGUUUACAACUGGUUUGCCAAUCGCAGGAAAGAGGAGGCUUUCCGGCACAAGCUGGCCAUGGACACUUUCAGCGGACCACAGCCCACCUCUGCCCCUCCUCUAACUCCCCACAGCUCCUCCUCCCUUCAGCCACCACCUGCUCUCUCACCCAGCAAAGUUCAUGGAGUGAGGUACAACCAGCAGCCAGCCAGUGAGGCAGAGUCCUCCAGCAGCAACCACCACGGGAACAGCUCCAUGGUGACCACCCAAACCAUCCUGCAUCAGGUUUCUCCCCCUGGACUGGAGCCCAGCCAGAACCUGCUGAGCACAGACACUAAGCUGGUAUCAGCUCCUGGAGGAACCCUCCCUCCUGUCAGCACCCUGACUGCCCUGCACAGCCUGGAGCAAAGCCCACACACGCUGAGCCAGCAGACGCAGAACCUGAUCAUGGCCUCCCUGCCGGGGGUGAUGGCGAUCGGGGCGGGCGAGACCCCGUCCCUGGCACCCGCCUUCACCAACACGGGCGCCUCCACCCUGGUCAUCGGCCUGGCCUCAACCCAGCCCCAGAGUGUUCCUGUAAUAAACAGCAUGGGGAGCAGCCUCACUACCCUGCAGCCCGUUCAGUUCUCCCAGCAACUGCACCCAUCCUACCAGCAGCCCCUCAUGCAGCAAGUGCAGAGCCACAUCAACCAGAGCCCCUUCAUGGCUACCAUGGCUCAGAUACAGAACCCUCACGCUCUUUAUGGCCCCAAAUCUGAAGUGACUCAAUACACACACACAGGCCUCUUACCACAAACCAUGGUGAUAACAGACACAGCCAAUCUCAGCGCCCUGACCAACCUGACACCAACUAAACAGGCAUUCACACCUGACUCAGAGACUCACACCGAGUCUGGGAUGCACACACCAGUGUCACAGGCACCAACAAUCCAUCUACAGAACCAGGACACAACAAUCCAGCACCUUCAGCCAGGCCCACGCCUCACCUCGAGCCCUGCUGUGUCCUCCAGCAGCCUAGUGCUGUACCAAAGCUCUGACUCCACCAACAGCCACAGCCAGCUGCUGUCAUCCACUCACAACGUCAUUGAGACCUUCAUCUCCACACAGAUGGCAUCUUCCACCCAGUAACCACCACAAGAGCUCCUGAGUGACUGCCACAACCAACCUGCCAGGUGCAACUCCAGCCGUGCUUGCCAUCACAGCCUCACACAAACCCCUACUCAGCUGCCUCCAGGAGAGAAAAAGUCUCAGGCUCAAGACAGAAAACAUGGAAAGAUGAUGCUGGCACUGCUGAAAUCCACUGCCACCCCCUCCCAUCCCCCCCCCCCCAAAAAAAACAAACCACAGCAAACCCAAACCCUACCAGCCAGCUCAGAAUGGCUAGACAUCCUUUUGUGGCUGCCCAAGAAGGAAUCCCAACAGUGCCAGGAUGUGGAUGGGAUUUAUUUCAGCUCAGCUUUCAUCAAGCUGGGUCUGUAUAAACCUGCCAGCACCAGACUAAAUCAUGUGGGAAAGAGCAAGGCUGAGCUGCCAAAGAAGGGACACCACCUUUAAACACUCUCCUCCUUUGCUACAAGGAAGCACCAACAGGAACUAUAAGAAAUAACAGCACCUUGGAAGUUCCUGACUUUGCAAUGAGAAUAACCAAGAAACAGAUUUGGGAAUUGCUUGGCACAAAUCUGUCAGUAUGGGAUCACUGACAAGCUACAAAUCCUUAAUUAACUACCAAAAUACCAAACAUUCUUGGUUAAAAAUGACCUGCUCUAAAAUCAUGCUAUCCUAGUGGAAAUGGCUUGGUUGUUUUUGAUAUAGCUCUGCUUUGUUUUAAAUGCAGAAAUUAAAGUUUAACAGCUGCAAGGAGAUUCCAGUUCUCUGCAUAAACCCCGUGGAUUCUCA
Molecule: messenger RNA, 3907 nt
Organism: Taeniopygia guttata (zebra finch)
Lineage: Eukaryota; Metazoa; Chordata; Aves; Passeriformes; Estrildidae
Gene: HNF1A
Product: HNF1 homeobox A
Biological process (GO): regulation of transcription by RNA polymerase II; pancreas development; insulin secretion
Cellular component (GO): nucleus
Molecular function (GO): RNA polymerase II cis-regulatory region sequence-specific DNA binding; DNA-binding transcription factor activity, RNA polymerase II-specific
Source: RefSeq, a predicted model, not a curated record